AAAUUGUUUUAUUUACUAAUACUAAAAUUUGCUAGAAUAAGGACAUUAUUGCAGUUCAGGCUUAAUUUUGAUUAUUCUAAGAGUUCUAAAUAAAACUCCUAUGAGUAUGAGUUGCUCAUAUACUUCCAAAAAAGUUUAAAAAUAGUGUUGUGUCCGGCCUUAUAUAUGUCCGGCGAUCUAACUAUUAAAAAGAAAAGGGAUUAAUCGCAGAACUAAACGUAAUACGUAAAUACCUGUGGGCUGUGUCUAUCCUUUAAAGGAAACAAGAGAAAUGAAAGUGGUGGACAAGAAAAAGAUCAGUAGUUAAUCAAGGGACAAAUAAACAACCAAAGUACAAGCUCUACCUUCAUAAUAUACUACAAAAUAAUACUAGUGAUACAAAUAAGGACAGUAAAAAUAUCAAUAUUAAAAACUGAGAUUGUACUAAGAUUAUUAUUGAUGCAAUUUUAAUUUCACCAACUCGGGCCAUAAAAAUAUCUGUAAUAUAAUUCAAAGUACUGAAAGAUAAUUCAAAUAUUGAUAGUACUGUUAGUAACAAGAAGAGUGCUGACUGUGCAAACAUUAUUAAUUCAAAUGCUGAUUCUAUAAACAAUGAUGAAAUAAAUACUGAAAAUUCGAAUACUACAACAAUUGUGUAAAGUUUGAUAACAAAAAUACCGUUAUUGCAAAAUUAAAGAAAAUUUCCACAGAUAAGCGGAAUAUUUCUAAAACGAAUCUAAGUGAUAUUUCAUGUUCAUUAGGCUUGUUUUUUUAAUUACAUAGCCUAAAUAUGUCUAUUUCAAACAAAUCAAAAUCAAUUAAAAAUGUUAAAUCUUCGUCACAAUUACCAUAUUUCGCACCCCAUCAGGUCUCUUCAAGACUGAAGCCACAACAUCAGUUGAAAAAUGACCAUCAACAAAUGAAUUCAUUCAGUUCAGAUGAAUUUGCAUCAACUAUUAAUAACCUGGAAGAUUCGAGUUCAACAAGUGAAUUUCUGUCUUCUGCACCUGGUCCUUCAGAGUCCAUAUUUCAGCUUCAAAAAGAAAGUCCAAUACCACAAAAUUUUUGGAUAAAGCCAAAGAAAAAUUCAGUUAAAAUAGUCAUUAAUUCUCUGAAGUCGAAUCAAAGGAAACCAAGUAAAAACGAUUCGCCAGACGACGAACUAAAUGACGAUCCAUUUUCCAUCGCUCAGCCUAAAAACAGUAUACCAGUUGUAGGUCUAGACAAUAGUAAUAACCCACCGCCAUUUAUGAUCACAUUGAAACAACAGCAGAACAUCCAAGCUAAAUUAGAAGAAAAACAAGCUAGGAAACUACAAACAAGAAAUAUCAUCGAGGUUCCUACAAAUUCAGACAAAAAGUCAACUGAUAACAAGCCAUCUCAAUUAUCACCAGUUGUCCACAGCAAACUAGAAAUACCUCAUAGAAAAAUUACGAAUGAUCAGAUGGUCAGCGGAAAUCACGCCAUACCAAUUCAUUAUCCAGCCGGAGUACCAAAACAAUUUGUAAUAAAUCAAGGUCAUUUUGGAGCUAUCGAGCCGCAAAGGGUUUCAGGAAACCGACCACGAAUUUUUGCCAAUCCUGCCAGUGCCAAUCCGCCAACGGCUGAUCUCGUUGCCAGCACUAACACUGGUCAGAAUGUGUCUGCUCAACAUGCCAAUGACAACGUUGGUGAACGACAAGUCUAUUCACCGACAGGCUUGUAUGAAAGUUUCAAACGUAAUGAAGAUGACCUUGAAGAUUUUGAAUCUCUGGAAGACUACGAGCCGGCUGAGAAGCGACAGAGCGCGUUCGACAGACUGGGCCCGGUGGCGCAGGCGAAGAAGCCCAAACUUACCAUCAAUCUCAGCUUGAGCAAGGACCAAUCUGUCAGGGAAGUUGUGGAGACGGAGCCCGUGCCCAUUUACGAGGACGAGAGGAUCCUCAACAGCACAGAUGAGACGGUGGCGAAGCAUCGAGACGCGUGGCCGUGGAAGAACCACGUGGUCACUAAGAAGACGGUCACUCUGAGACCCUCCAAGACAGUCAUGAUGAUGGAGCAGGAGAAAAUGGAGGAAAUUUACGAUAAAGAUACUGCUUUUGUCAUGAUUACGGUGACAGGAUAUCCUCCGACAUGGAAAAAGGAAGAUUUGCUGGAUUUAAUGUUAGAAAAUCUAUCAGGAAAAAGUUUUGUCCCAUGUUUUAUAGACUUUACACCAAAAGAAUGCAGAUUCUUUGUGUUACGGGUCCGUAGUGCGUUGCUAGCGAUCCACUGGAUGGGCUUCGUGAUGAGGAAGGAUGACGUGGAGCUGGUGCUAUCCAUCUCCACCACCACCAUCUCCUCAAACAGACUCAACUUCAUCCCAAGAAUGGUGCUGAAGCGACGCCUGGCUAUGAACUACGACGGUGAAACUAAACUGGAUUUGAGCAACUUUACACUGGAGUACGAUGUCAGUCAUUUCAUAUACUUCCCACUAAAACGUGUGUCCAAUCAAGAUGAACUAGUGCGCAUACAGAGCGACAUCUACUGGGAGUACCUGACUGAACUAAACUUAUCCCACAACAAUAUCACAUCAUUGGAGGGUUUCAAACUCGAAGAAACAACGCCUAAACUAAAAACCCUCGAUCUCUCGUACAAUCUCAUACAGAAUAUUAAACCUUUGAUGCAAUGUAGGAAACUGACGUUGAAAAAGUUAUUUCUUGAAGGGAACCCUCUAUGUACGGACUAUACUGACCCCGACCGGUAUGUGAAGGUCAUGAGGACUCUGUAUCCGACAUUACGGGAAUUGGACGGCGUACCAAUCGUCUUAAAAGGCGAGGUACCUCCAUACCUGAAGAACUACUGUCCAGAAGGUGCCAAGGCUGUAGUCGAGAAGUUUCUAGAAGUAUAUUUCCCAUUACUCGAACAGCCUCCAGAUGAUAGGGAUUACAUGUUUUCCUUAUAUGCGGAGAAGGCAGUCAUGACUAUAACCUAUAGGAAUAGAAUACGUUAUGAGCACAAGUACAAAGACGCGUGGAAUGUACUGAUGAAGGGGCGCGUGCUGCUCGAAGGCAAGGGUGGCGAGGUGUGCGGCGGGGAGGCCAUCGUCAAGCUGCUGGGCCGCUGGCCGAGCCUGCAGCACGACCCCUCCACCUUCACCGUCGACGUCAUGUUGCAUAGCGUGAGUGUGCAGUAGUCUGGUGAAGGGGUGCUGCUCGAGGGCAAGGGCGGCGAGGUGUGCGGCGGGGAGGCCAUCGUCAAGCUGCUGGGCCGCUGGCCGAGCCUGCAGCACGACCCCUCCACCUUCACCGUCGACGUCAUGUUGCAUAGCGAGUCGUCAACCAUUGUCCGUGUGACCGGUUUGCUGAAACUGACGGCCGAGUCCUUAGCCGAGGACGAAACAUUCCUGGCGUUCACGCGCACGUUUCACUUGCACACCAAAAACGGAUGCGAAUACAAAAUAUACAACGACAUGCUGUAUUGGGACGAACCGACGCCGGAGUACUCUAAGAAGGCCUUCCGAACGGUUUCGAUUCCAACGAAAAAUGUGUUGGAUAUAAAAUUUGAAAAAACUCCAGAUGUUGACACACAAAAGCGACUUUUGCAAGUGUUCAUGAAAUUGACGGAACAAGAAAAAUCGACUAGUGAAAGGUUUUUGGAGGCAAAUGACUGGCAUAUGAAGCUCGCUUUGGAGAGCUUUGUGAAGCACAUAAAAUUCGACAGAGUCUACUGAAAUUAAUUAUAUCUUAAACUAUUAAUAAAGGACCUCUGUACCUGUGUGUACAUUCAUUAGUAAUUUAUGAAAUAAACUAAGUUAAAUAAA
Bicyclus anynana (squinting bush brown) is the source of this 3760-nucleotide messenger RNA. RefSeq names its product nuclear RNA export factor 1. Gene Ontology annotation, molecular function: RNA binding; protein binding. Lineage: Eukaryota; Metazoa; Arthropoda; Insecta; Lepidoptera; Nymphalidae. Gene Ontology annotation, biological process: poly(A)+ mRNA export from nucleus. The transcript is spliced from 18 exons. Gene Ontology annotation, cellular component: nucleus. Bases 770 to 3133 code for a protein of 787 amino acids. The record is from RefSeq and is a predicted model, not a curated record.